This is a messenger RNA of Olea europaea var. sylvestris, 2033 nucleotides long. Its product is annotated as pumilio homolog 2-like. The coding region runs from base 294 to 2033 and encodes 579 amino acids. The record is from RefSeq and is a predicted model, not a curated record. Gene Ontology annotation, molecular function: mRNA binding. The transcript is spliced from 4 exons. Gene Ontology annotation, biological process: post-transcriptional regulation of gene expression. Lineage: Eukaryota; Viridiplantae; Streptophyta; Magnoliopsida; Lamiales; Oleaceae. Gene Ontology annotation, cellular component: cytoplasm.
UUUCCAGGUUUAAUGGCUUGGGAACGUACCAGAGUGUGUAUAUGUAUUAUCUACAGUACAUGUUUGUAACCAUUCCAUUCAUAUUUGCAUGCUUCACCAACUCUCGCUCAAAACCGAAACGAGCUUUAAAAAUCAAAAGGAAAAAGAAAAUCUUUCUUGAAAUGAAAAUCGAAACGAAAUGCUUAUGAAAUUUCGUCAUUUCAUCAUCCUUUUCCAUUUUUAUCGAUUGGACUGACCAACACAGAUGCUCAAAAGUGUUUGAGAGAGUGAAGAUCGAGAAACUAGUAGAAAUCAUGAAGGAUGAUGAUGAGCUUGAAAGGCUUUUGGGUGAGAUUCCACAUGCCACAUCUUCAUUGAAUACUCAAAUCACACAUGCCAAAUCUCAUCAUCAUAAUCUUGAUCAUCAUGGAUAUGGUAAUGUAUCGUCUGUGUCCCGAAAAAUUAAUGGUCAUGAUCACUAUAUGUCUGAUGAUGAAUUGUCAAAGCAUAAGUAUGCAUUUAUCUCUUCUCCAGUGAGUGGGUUUUCUUUACAAUCCGAUGGUUCUUCAUCAAGCUUGUUCUCUGGUGGGCAUUCAUUUUCUGAUAGUGGAUCACCCACCCCACCCCAAUUUGAAGAGCUGAAGUCUCGCUCGGGAUUUUGGCCGGAUUUUAAGAGGUCUAGUGACAAAAAUAUGGUUGAUGAACUGGAUUUUGUGAGAAAUUUCAGUAAAAUGUGUAUCAUUGAUGAUAAAAGGGAUGUUUCAGCAUCCCCAAAUGGUAAUCAAAUUUGCGAUCAAUCUAUGAGUGGGGUUGUUCGAAUGAGUUCUGAUAAGAAUGGGGAAUCUGUUAAUUAUGGGAAGGGUUUUCCGGAUUGGGGAAGAUUUAAUUCUUAUGUUCUAAGAAGUCCUGUGAAUUUUGAGGGGCAGGUGGGAAUUCAACACGACUACAGAAUGGAUAAUUCAUUGGGAUCUCGGUAUUCCCCUGUUCGAUCUGAUAGAUUGUUUGCUCAAUCAGAUUGCGAGAAUUCUGCUUUGAGUUCUCAAUUCUAUAGAGCUAAUUUGCAGACUGGCAAUCAUUUCCUUGUGGGAGUUUCGGCUUUAAUUUCUUCCUCUUUGAAUAGGCCUGAUACUUCAAUUAAUGCUUCGCGAAAUGGAAUGAAUCUAAUUGAUGGCAGAGAUGCUUUUUCUUCAUCAAACGUGCUUCAGUCGACUCACUUAAUGUCCCAAUUUAGUGCACCAAAUUUACUUCAUUUCCAGCAACCAACGCCUAAUGGAAGGAGCAAAGUACCUGCACAUGUUAGAGUGCCUGAAAGGAUUGUCAAAGGCUUAACGAGAGAGAAUGGUUUAAUUGUCCAAGGGGAAGACCUAAAUGGUGCGAUGAAAAGAAGAUAUGAAUGUUCUAGGGGACAAAGUACCCUGGAUUUCGUACCCCAAGAAACCAGGUUACAACUAGAUGUACAUCCCAAUGUUGCUAAAACCCAAGAAAGUGGCCGGUGUGCAAGGACACAUUCCCCUUUCACGAUCUCAUCAAAGUGUAGCUCCCUAGCCGAAGCUCAAGGAUAUAUAUAUCACAUGGCCAAGGAUCAGCAUGGUUGCCGAUUUUUGCAAAGGAUCUUUAAUGAAGGAACAUCUCGAGAUGUUCAGAUAAUAUUCACUGAGGUAAUUCAUCAUGUGGUUGAACUUAUGAUGAAUCCCUUCGGAAAUUACCUUAUGCAGAAACUGUUGGAAGUGUGCAAUGAAGAACAAAGAAAGGAGAUUCUGCUUAGAGUAACUGAGGAACCAGGGGAGCUUGUUAGGAUCUCUUUAAAUACACAUGGCACUCGAGUGGUCCAGAAGUUGAUUGAGACUCUCAAAACAAGGAAACAGAUUUCGCUAGCUAUUGCUGCCCUUGAACCAGGUUUUCUUGCCCUCAUCAAAGACCUAAAUGGUAACCAUGUUGUCCAGCGAUGCUUGGAAUGUUUUACCAAUGAAGAUAGUAAGGUAGUCCCUUUUCUCCUCUCGACUUUCACCUCUCACCUCUGCCCCUUCAAACUUUAUGAUAAUGGUGGUGCUUAG